Molecule: messenger RNA, 890 nt
Organism: Venturia canescens
Lineage: Eukaryota; Metazoa; Arthropoda; Insecta; Hymenoptera; Ichneumonidae
Product: histidine triad nucleotide-binding protein 3-like
Exons: 4
Coding region: 201-629 (142 amino acids)
Molecular function (GO): catalytic activity
Source: RefSeq, a predicted model, not a curated record
GCCCUGCUCCUCCUCUUCAACAACACCCAGCACCCAGCCCAGCGUUGAUUGAACUCGUCUCUUGACAGCACCGCACAACAUACUUUUUGUUCCUUCACGGAAAUCACCGCUUUUUAAAUCGCUCAUUAAAGGCAACAAUAAAUUCGUCGAAUUGAUCUUUGAAUCUCGUUAUAAAGAGAUAUAUUGUGAAAAAUAUCCAUAUGGCUGUCACGUAUGUGGAUGAUUGCAUUUUUUGCAAAAUCAUCAAAUCUGAAGCACCUGCCGAGAAUAUUUACGAGGAUGACGAAGUUCUUUGCAUCAAAGACAUCAAACCUGCGUCUAGGCAUCAUUAUCUAAUUAUUCCAAAAACUCAUAUACCAAAUGCCAAAAGUUUGAAAGCUGAAGAUGAACCGUUGUAUGACAAACUUGUUAAUACGGUCGCUUCGGUGUGCACCCAACAGGGCAUAAAUACUUCCUCGAUGCGAACAGGAUUCCAUUGGCCGCCGUGCAAUAGCGUCAACCACUUGCAUCUCCAUGUCAUUGCCCCGGUGAAUGAAAUGGGCUUUGUUCAUAGACUAAUGUUCAAAGAAAAUUCUUUUUGGUUUGUUAGCACCGAUUAUGUGAAAUCGCUCUUCAAAGAUGCCAGAUGAUGAAUAAUGUUGAACAAUCUAUAUGCGCGAACGACCGUGACGGUUCGACUAGAUUAUUGGCAAUUAGCAAUUUUUUUUCAAAGGAAAAAGCAAGUGAUUAUAUUUUGUUACAUAUAUAUUUAUUGUAUUUGCUACAAAUAUUCAAUUGGAUCGUAUAUUUAAAAAAAACAUUUCUCAGUUCCAAUGCCACUACGACGAGAAGUACAAUUGCUUUUAGCAACAUGGUAUAAAUAAUAUAACAAAAUCUCUCGUUUAGGAAAA